This is a messenger RNA of Trichomycterus rosablanca, 3301 nucleotides long. It is a transcript of the gene leprotl1, whose product is annotated as leptin receptor overlapping transcript like 1. The record is from RefSeq and is a predicted model, not a curated record. Bases 62 to 457 code for a protein of 131 amino acids. The transcript is spliced from 4 exons. Gene Ontology annotation, biological process: negative regulation of growth hormone receptor signaling pathway; late endosome to vacuole transport via multivesicular body sorting pathway. Gene Ontology annotation, cellular component: endosome. Lineage: Eukaryota; Metazoa; Chordata; Actinopteri; Siluriformes; Trichomycteridae.
AUUGAAGGUGCACCGCGUAGAUCGUGGAUUUUACAGCGGUUUAUUUUAGUGCUAUUAAACAAUGGCUGGUAUUAAAGCUCUGAUCAGUCUCUCCUUCGGUGGAGCCAUCGGCCUCAUGUUUCUCAUGCUCGGCUGCGCCCUGCCCGUCUACAAUGAGUACUGGCCUCUGUUCCUCCUGUUCUUCUACAUCCUGUCCCCGAUCCCAUACUGCAUCUCUCGACGUGUGGUGGACGAAACAGACUCUGCUAGUAAUGCCUGUAAAGAGCUGGCCAUAUUCAUCACCACCGGAAUCGUCGUGUCCGCCUUCGGCCUGCCCAUCAUCUUUGCCCGAGCUAGUGUGAUUGCUUGGGGUGCGUGCGCUCUCGUCCUGACGGGGAACAUCGUGAUUUUCGCCACCAUUCUGGGCUUCUUCAUGGUCUUCGGUUCGAAUGACGACUUCAGCUGGCAGCAGUGGUGAAGCUCCGAACUGUUUUUAUCAGCGUGUAUUUGUACCACGACCAACGUUUAUUAUUUAUAGUGACCGCUCGUCCAUACUGAAAGCAAAUCAGUGCAAUACCCCAGUGUCCCCGGGGUUGGUCUGACCUCAGAACCUUCUGGUUUAUGUUGUUUUUUUGUGCAUGAGUGUUUGUAGUUAGUAUUUUUUUUUUGCAGGCAUGAUGCUGCUGCUUCUCUACGGCAGGUUCGAUGCUGUAAGAAUUGCUCUAAUGUGAUUGAGUCUCUGUGGAAUCUGUAGUUAGCAUUAACCACAGACUGUAAAUCUGAGCGUAAGCAUUAGCUUUAGCUUCGAGGCUGUGACUGCACUGCUUAUUUAAAAAAAUGCCAUAUUAUAAAAUGUUAGUUGUUUUUAUGUGACAAACAGGUUUGGGUUUUAAUUUAUUCAGUCGAAGGCACUGUCUGCUCACACUGUUGCAUCAUGGGUCAUACAUUUCCAUCCUAUAACCAGUGCCAGCGCUGUGUUCACUCUGCUAACGUAGUGUAAACUUGUAACUCUACAAUUUAAAGUCUGAAAACUGUGCACUCUGCAGCGUGUGGACGUCUUGGUCUGCUAUAUUUCACAUAUAAUGAAAUGGUUUUAGAAUGAUAAGCUUAGUUGAAAGUUGUGUUUCUGUUUGCACAGAACCUACAAGGCUACAAGUUUAGGAUCGCUGUAUAGCAUCAAGCUAACUGUAUUCCAGCCAAACAGAGGCGUCUGUGAAAAGUCUAUUAAAUACCUGAUCAGAUGUGUACAAUUCAAAACAAAAACGCUUGUUAUUUCUCUUUAAAAUUUUGUUUCACUGCUUUUCACCUUGUUACCUGCACCAGUCCUGUCAGGUAAAGAUUCCACAGGUUCUCUCACCUGGCAUCAUUAAAGUCCUUUAAGUCAAAAACGUAUGGAAGAAAUAUAAUGUUUCAAACGAUCAUGUAGAUUGUUUUUAUACAUAUGCAUACAUUCCAAAAGAUUUGGGACACCACACUAGGAGAAGGUCAUUUUCCUUGUUGGCCCAGAGACCCUUAAGUUCAUUAUAUCCAAAUGUGAUGGGUGGACUCAUCAGUUCAUUUCAGAUAAACUUGGUCCCAGAUUAGUCGACGGCAUUUCUGAAUGUUGUUGAUAUUUGGCUUCUACUUUCAUUAAUGUAUUUUACACACUGCUGCAAAUUUUUGGAAAUGUGUAUUAUUUAAUUACUUGAAUAUUUUAGUAUGCAUUUAAGCAUAAUGCUUACCAGUUUACACCAAAUAUAGUUUAAUUUGGUUUAUGAUGCCUCAUGAGAAAUGGUUUGUAACCAUUGAGUAACAUUAUGCGAAUAUUUACAGAUUAUAAAUACAUAAAGAACAAAUGGGCUGCUGCUUUUAUUAGCAUGAUGCUAAUAAAAGGGCAAGCCGUAGCCUAGUGGUUAAGGUACUGGACUAGUAACCAGAAAGUCGCUGGUUCAAGCCCCACCACUGCCAGGUUGUCGCUGUUGGGCCCUUGAGCAAGGCCCUUAACCCUCAAUUGCUCAGACUGUAACUGUAAUGUAAUGUAAGUCGCUUUGGAUAAAGGCGUCUGCUAAAUGCUGAAAAUGAAAUGAAAAUGAAAUGAUGCUAACUUGGUAGCUACGUUAGCCUUGUAGCUUUUGUACAAAACUGAAGCCAAUUGCUUUUAUUCAAGCAAUUAAAAAAAAAAAACUUUUAACUUGUUUUGAGAACCAUUUUAUUUAGAUUAUGUUAUUUUAUUUGAAUAUAAGAUUGUCAUUAAUACUGAGUCUCAACUUUUGGAAGCAACACUGACAUUUACUGUUACAUGUUUUAGUUCUGACGUGAUUUAUUUGCUCUUUUGUUGUAGUGUUUGUUAAGUGUUUGAGUUUAAACAUGUUCAGUCUGAUUUAUUGUAAUUGGAUUAAUUAUAAAAUUAUAUUUUACAUGUAUUUAUUAUUCCAAUCUCGUCAUUCAUUCACCGUAAACGCCAGUACAGUCAGUUCGAGUCUGGGUCUGCAAAACAAACGGUUUUAUUAUUUUAUUACAGUUAGCGAACACGAAUCAAUCUGCUCAGAUAAUAAAAGAUAUUUAGCGGGACAAAUAGUUGAAUUUGCUAAAACAGAAGUAGAUUUAUUGAUCGAUGAAUGUAAGGUUUUAUUGCUGUAUCAGGCUUUUCCUGUAGAUUAUGUAGUUGCAUGGCUCCACCACAUGAUGUCGCUACACACCCACCGCUAUUGUACUGCACCAGCAUUAUCCAUCACUACUGCAAGGGGCCUCGACCAGACAACAGAGGUUGUGCCUGUACAGCUCCAAUGACUUUCUAGAUUACUCCUCCUUCAGGCACAGCCAAUUGUGCCAGUUUGGACGCCUGGACUGGACAAUAGCACCACCUUUAGGUUCUAACUUGAGAGUUCCAGAUCUCAGCAGUGGUGGGCUAGCAUGUUAGACUGCUGGACCACUGAGUGUCCAACUUUCAGAAUUCUUCAUCUUAAUGUUGGUGUCUGAAGAUUGUUCACUCUGUAUUGAAAUCACAUUUAACUCGACGUAUAAACUGUGUCUCAUAUUUAUGUUCAUGAUUCAGAUAACACUAAAUCUGGUCUAAUAAAAAUGGCUCAGUAUCCAUACUCACUACAUAGUGCAUCCCUAAUCUGUGUAACCAUGAUAAAUCAGAUUUAACACGGUUUUAGUUUAUCAGGUUUGAUGAGACGACCAUAAAGAGCUGAAAUGUUUCCUUUUAUAUUCUGCUUAUUUAUUUUACAGCUUUAUAAUGUUUCUGUGUCCUGCUGCUUAGAAUUAAACCAUGGUGGUCAUGUUUCAUUUCUUCUUAUUAUUAAUCCUUUAUUUUUAAUAAAUGCCAUUUUUGAGCAAA